This is a messenger RNA of Anguilla anguilla (European eel), 1608 nucleotides long. RefSeq names its product olfactory receptor 51F2-like. Gene Ontology annotation, biological process: G protein-coupled receptor signaling pathway. Gene Ontology annotation, cellular component: membrane. The transcript has a single exon. Lineage: Eukaryota; Metazoa; Chordata; Actinopteri; Anguilliformes; Anguillidae. The record is from RefSeq and is a predicted model, not a curated record. Bases 211 to 1185 code for a protein of 324 amino acids. Gene Ontology annotation, molecular function: olfactory receptor activity; G protein-coupled receptor activity.
UUGAUUUCUUUUUUUUUUUUGAGACACACAAGAUAAUAAAAUCUGAGCUUGAUUAUGUUGAUUAAGUAUUUGACAAACCAGACCUUGUUAACUUUGUAGUGUUUGAUGAAUGCAUUUCAGUAGGUUGGCCUACUUUUUAAUUUUUUUUUUCAGGUCCUAAGGGGCUGUUCUGUCAAAAGUGAGAGACAGCGAAGAGCAAACAAACCUGCGAUGAGCCCCAUAAAUACAACCUCCUUUUUAAAUGCCACUAUUGUGCAUCCUGCGUUCUUUAUCAUAAGUGGAUUUUCUGGUAUCCCCCACACAAAAUACUACUACGUGUUCUUGGGCUUUAUUUACAUUGUGUCUAUACUGGGAAACACUUUUGUCAUGUUUAUGAUUUACACUGACCACUGUCUUCACAGUCCAAAAUACAUUGCAGUGUUUAAUUUGGCUGUGACUGACGUGUGUGUAAGCACAGCACUUGUUCCUCCAUUGAUUGACACCUUCCUGUUUAAAUCACAGUUAAUCUCUUACGAGGCCUGCCUGACUAAUAUGUUUUUUGUUUUUUUGUUUCUCUUCAUGCAGUCUUUCAGUCUCACCGUUAUGUCUUAUGACAGAUGUGUCGCUAUAUGCUUUCCACUGAGAUACAAUGAGAUAAUUACAAACAAAUCAGUGCUGGUGAUCACAACCAUAUUUUGGAUUAUUGCAGGACUGGCCGUUCUCAUACCUGUACUUUUUAUUAACAGACUGUCCUUCUGCAAAUCCACUGUGAUAAACAGCUUUUUCUGUGAUCACGGACCCACAUCUCGUUUAGCGUGCAAUGACUACACUCCAAGUUUUGUGAUGGGUGCAACUCAGCCUGCUAUGUUUUUCUGGCUUCCAUUGCUGUUCAUAACAGGAACAUACAUUUGCAUAGCCCGAGCGUUGUUGAAAAUUGCAUCAGCUUCAGAGCGUCUUAAAGCCAUGAAAACCUGCACCUCUCAUUUGAUCUUGGUGGGUGUGUAUUAUUUUCCUAUGUGUAUCAUCUAUGGAGCAAUCGGCUUCAUUGUUCACCAUAACGUCAGGAUUAUCAACGCAUCUCUGGCGAUGGUCUUGCCGCCUAUGCUUAAUCCAAUCAUUUACUCACUGAAGACAGAAGAAUUCACAGAAUCCAUUAAAAAGCAGUACAGAAGAAAAAAGAUACACUUAACUGUAUUUAAUAAAUGAAUACAUUUUUUAAAAUCACAAAUGACUGACUGGCAUGUUUAACCAUGUUCAUUUUUCCAGACCGUCCAAUUAACUGUGAACUGUAAGAGCAAUUGGCAAAUUUAAUAAAAUGAAUGGGAAUACAGUGAUAGAUAGAGUUGAAUUUACACACUGGACAUUUUACUGUGUGUCCGUCUUUGCUGCGGACUGCAAACAUGUCAAGUUUCAAACAAAGGAAAAUGUGUUUAUAAAUCAAAACAUAACUCGUCAUCCUUACUCUGAACUGCAUAUUAUGGCCUGCAUGAACCCCACUGCCACCCCGACCCGAGGUACAUUGAAGUCAAUUACAUGCUGAAAAAAUGCUUUUACAAUAAAACAAGAUCGUUCCUCAUCAUUAUUAACUGCUGUAAGCAAUGAAUCUCUAAUGCAAUAAUAAAAAAUAAA